AUGCAAAGGCCCACAUGCAGCCUCUCUCCUCUCACUUUUCACCUGACACGCACGAGCUCUCUCUCUCUCUCUCCUCGUCUUUUCUUCCAACAACCGCGCCGCUGCCUCCGGGGCCGCCCUACGUGCCUGCUCGCGCGCGUCCGGAGCCGCGGCAACUCGUCGCUGACGCUGCGGGAGCUCGUCCGCCGGCGUGUGGCCGUGGCGUGGCCGGGCGGGAGCUCGUUGCACGCGAACGCCGGCUCGCUGCUGCUCGCUGCCUGCGCGGUCGCGGUCGCCGCUCGCCGCUCGUCGCGGUCGCGCUACUUCAACCUCCGCCAUCGAGGCCGAGCUGGAGGCCAGGGAGCGGACGUACGAGAGACGGCAAGGCCAGGUAGCGAAUGGGACGGCCUCCUGUACACGCGGCGGCCGGGCGGAGCGGCGGGGGCGCGGCCGUGGACGCCCGCCUGGACGGCGCGGCCGGGACGAUGUGGGCGGAGCUUGCUGGAGCACGCGACGGCCGGGACAACGACGUCUGCGACCACUGCGCCCGGCGCGCCCCAGGCCGCGCCCGAGCCAGACCUUGUGGCACCCCGCGCCCGCCCGCACUACUGCCGCUGCUCAUCCCCGGCCGGCGCUUCGGACGCCAUGGCCGGAGCUCCGCUCCCGCGCGCGGUCAUGGGCCCCUGCCCGCUUGGCCGUGCCCCCGCGAGCACUUGCGAGCUGCUGCUGCCUCCUGCGCGCCCCGCCUCGCCUCUGGCCGCGCCCCCUGCCCGCUUGGCCGCCUCGUCGGCGCCGGCGACCUCCUUGGCGAAGGGGAUGGACUCC
Messenger RNA from Triticum aestivum (bread wheat), 804 nucleotides. RefSeq lists its product as uncharacterized. The record is from RefSeq and is a predicted model, not a curated record. NCBI's taxonomy places the organism in Eukaryota, Viridiplantae, Streptophyta, Magnoliopsida, Poales, Poaceae.